CAAACUUACAAGUUGAACAAUCACAAUCACGACCGUGGAAUUCACGGUCAUCAGGCAGUUCGAAAACGGCAGCUUCGCCUACUAAUUAUACAUCAAGAGGAAUAAAUAACAACAGUGAAAGUAGUACUACCACUAGCAGAGUAACCAGUCUUCAUACCAAUUUUAACAAUAAUGAUAACAACAAUGCAGAGUCAGCGUCCGCCGCAACCAUCAAGCCCAAAAAACUAUCGCCGCACGUUCCCCUUCCACCAAACCAGCCAUCAAAUACGUGA
Molecule: messenger RNA, 272 nt
Organism: Ambispora gerdemannii
Lineage: Eukaryota; Fungi; Glomeromycota; Glomeromycetes; Archaeosporales; Ambisporaceae
Source: the annotation of a GenBank genome assembly